GGAACGCUCGCCCUCCCGUCUCCUUUCCGGUGGGCGUCACGCCACGUCUGCUUUACAGUGCACUCUGUUUCCGGGCGGAGUGCAUGUUAGUCGCCCGCAGCGCAAGUUUAAGCCACAUCGGCUAUGAAAGCCUACUCACACAGUGUGAUUCGGUAAUUACGAUGCGCCACGGGCGGGAGGGAGCAUCACAGCUGGAGCGCCAAUCGCGCAUGUCUCUUCGAACCGCGGGCAAUUCUCUUCCGUUCUUCGCCGCCGCGCCGUCUUCGUCCAGCUGCCACCUUUCCUCCUCCUGACCUGAUCCUAACAGUCAUGGUGUCUCAAGAGAAUUUCCGCGCUGUUUCCGGAGUGCCCGGAUCUAAUUAUCAGGCUCCUUAACUUCCAUCCUCCAUACAAGCCCGCGUCGUACCACACCCUCCUCGACCAUGUGUUUCCGCCGUCGCCUCACUAGGAGAUAGUAUCCCCGAUACCCACGCGCCCAACACCCACCCACGCGCUGGACCUUCCACCCGCCCGCCGUCUCGCCGUCUCGCCCUCUAACCGUUAACGCACCGCAGAGGAAAAGCCCUCGCGUCCGCGCGCGUCUCGUCUCAUCGCAGCACGGCCAUGGCGGCGUCGAUCCUGGACGAGCACAACGUGCGGCUGAUCGGGUCGCCGGACUCCGCGGCGGAGCUCGUGGUCCUCGGCCACGGGUUCGGCACGGACCAAUCCGUGUGGCAGCACGUGGUGCCGCACCUGCUAGACGACGACUACCGGCUGCUGCUCUUCGAUCUCAUGGGCGCGGGGUCGACCAACCCUGACAACUUCUCGUUUGCGCGGUACUCCUCGCUGCACGGGUAUGCGGACGACCUGCUGGCGAUUCUGGAGGAGGUCGGCGUGCAGGAGUGCACGUACGUGGGGCAUAGUGUCUCGGGGAUGAUCGGAUGUAUUGCGGCGAUCGCACGGCCGGAAGUGUUCAAGAAGAUUAUUCUGAUUGGCGCGUCGCCCAGGUAUCUCAACGACGCGGAUUAUUUCGGCGGGUUCGAGCAGGAGGAUCUGAACCAGCUGUUCGCCGCCAUGCACUCCAACUUCCGCGCGUGGGUGUCGGGCUUUGCGCCGCUGGCCGUGGGUGCGGACAUCAACAGCACGGCGGUGCAGGAGUUCAGCCGCACCUUCUUCUGCAUCCGCCCUGACAUCGCGCUCUCUGUGUCUAAGACCAUCUUCCAGUCGGAUAUGCGGUCCAUACUGCCGCAGGUGAAGGUGCCGUGCCACAUCCUGCAGUCGAGCCAGGACCUGGCAGUGCCAGUGGCGGUGGCGGAGUACCUGCACGCGCAUCUGGGCGGGCGCAGCGUGGUCGAGAUCUUCCCCACGCACGGCCACCUGCCACAGCUCUCCGCUCCGCACAUCGUCAUCCCCGCCCUCAGACGCCACCUCAGGGGCCACCUGUAGGCUGACGGACGUCCGAGGGGACACCUGAGAAGAGGGCACCUGAGAGGGCACCGGAGAGGGCACCGGAGAGGGCACCUGAGAGGGCACCGGAGAGGGCACCUGAGAGGGCACCGGAGAGGGCACCUGAGAGGGCACCGGAGAGGGCACCGGAGAGGGCACCUGAGAAGAGGGCACCUGAGAGGGCACCUGAGAGGGCACCUUAGAUGCCACCUCAGGGGAUACCUGUAGGCCAACGGACGCCCGAGGAGACACCUGAGAGAGGGCACCUCAGAUGCCACCUCUGAGGAUGCCUCUAGGCAUGCAGGGGUUGGCUUGGAAUAGGGGCAGCUGUGGCUUGGCAAAGGGGCGAAUUGUAGGCAGGUGGGGGUUUCUGAAUGGAGGGAGGGGUGCUGCUGUAGGCUGUAGCAGAGCAAAGGGUGGAUACGAUAGAUGCUGCUGCGGUACCUGCGCCCGUUGCAGCCCUUGUAGCAUGGGACGCAAUGGCUCACGUGAGGCUAGAACACUUGAAGGGGGCGGCUCUGGAGCAAUAGUGUGGGCUGGGAUGGUGGAUCCACCUGCACCUGCUGCAACUGUCCCCGCUUGUAUCAUCUGUCUCACCUCUCACCUCUCACCUCUCACCUCUCACCUCUCACCUCUCACCUCUCACCUCUCACCUCUCACCUCUCACCUCUCACCUCUCACCUCUCACCUCUCACCUCUCACCUCUCACCUCUCACCUCUCACCUCUCACCUCUCACCUCUCACCUCUCACCUCUCACCUCUCACCUCUCACCUCUCACCUCUCACCUCUCACCUCCCACCUCUCACCUCUCACCUCUCACCUCCCACCUCUCUUCACCUUCCCACGCGCUGACAUAACUGACAGCAUUGGGCUACUGAGAGUGCCAGAGCCUACCAGUAGAUAGGGAACCCUUUUAGAGCAGGACGGAUGGGAGUGUCUGUGGGACAUGAUAGGUACGAUCUGGCACUGGCAACUGGUUCCUUGUGGCGCAUGGGGGGAGGGGGGCUUGGUGCAGCAGAGGGGUGGGCAGUGUGUGUUCUCUGCUGGAUGGGUGCGCUGGGACUGUCUGUUAAAGUAAGAACUGAAUAAUUGACUAGAAGUGGAAACCUAGAACAAAUACUAGUUGGUUGU
Molecule: messenger RNA, 2557 nt
Organism: Closterium sp. NIES-67
Lineage: Eukaryota; Viridiplantae; Streptophyta; Zygnematophyceae; Desmidiales; Closteriaceae
Source: the annotation of a GenBank genome assembly